Messenger RNA from Schistosoma turkestanicum, 865 nucleotides. The record is from the annotation of a GenBank genome assembly. NCBI's taxonomy places the organism in Eukaryota, Metazoa, Platyhelminthes, Trematoda, Strigeidida, Schistosomatidae.
GUGCUUACACUCGCGGGCGCGAAAUACAAACAUUCCGGGCUUUCAGUCUCUUAGGCUAAUUACUCAUAUUCUCCUUAUAAUUUCAUGGAUAUGAGACUGAUAAGCAAAACGUAAUUAUGCGUUAGUUAGUAACCAGGGCAAAAUGCAGUCAUCAAAGUCAGAUAUGCCCGAAAUGUCUUGCAAACAUGCGAAUGAAUUCUUCACACGAAAAACAAAUGAAAUCGCAUACAAAAAUAUAAUUAAUUAUCUUGCUUUCCCGAGUUCCCAACGUGGAUUUUCUCAUAAGGCUAAACUAUGUUGUACUUUAUGCAAAACACGUGAUGAAGAAGAAUUAAAUGCUUAUGAUAAAGAUUUAAUACGGCCGAGAUGUUUACUUGCAUGUGCUCAUUGUAUACAUUUUGCAUGUUGGGAUUAUCGUCAUAUAUAUUUGCAUAGAGAAGAUCAUCCGGAUCAUUUUUUGUCUGUUUGUACAGAACGUGGUGAAUUAUUUUGUACUGGUUGUGGUGAUUUUGUUUAUCAUUCUGUAGCUGAAAAUUUUCAUCAAUCUGCAUGUCGUACUUAUUUAGCUCAAUUCGGUUUAUCCAAUCGAUAUUGGAGACCAUCUUUCAAUGAAUUACGUUUAAUACCUCAUAUCACUCCAGUAUUACCAUUAACUGUGAAUGGCCGUUCUGGAGCUAUGCGUGGUCUUAUCAAUAUGGGUAAUACAUGCUUUUUAAAUGUUGUUAUACAAGCUUUAACACAUACACCAGUUCUACGUGAUUAUCUACUAGCUGAUUUACAUCGUUGUUCCAAUCCAACUCGAUCACGUAAUUGUUUAGCAUGUGAAAUGGUUCGUAUUACACAAGAGAUACACUCAUUACACUAG